Molecule: messenger RNA, 1710 nt
Organism: Drosophila miranda
Lineage: Eukaryota; Metazoa; Arthropoda; Insecta; Diptera; Drosophilidae
Product: UNC93-like protein MFSD11
Exons: 4
Coding region: 1-1311 (436 amino acids)
Source: RefSeq, a predicted model, not a curated record
AUGGAUAGGAAAUUCCUGAUGAUUCUCGUCCUGGGCUGCGGCUUCAUGUUCGUUUUUACUGCGUUCCAAACUAUGUGCAACAUUGAGAAAACUAUACUGGACAGCAUUUCCCAGGAAGAUGAUACCUUCAAGGGCGAGGGCUACACAAGUCUGGCCAUUAUUUAUCUAUUCUUUUCGCUCUCCAACUGGCUGGCACCGUCCUUCAUAUCGUUUACGGGACCUAGAGUGGCCAUGGUGGUAGGAGCACUGACAUAUACUGCCUUUAUGAUUACCUUUAUGUUCCCAUCGACGGUGCUGUUGUAUGUGGGCAGCGCAGUGCUCGGACUCGGUGCUUCCAUCACUUGGACUGGACAGGGAACUUAUCUGGCGCGGUGCAGUGAAUCGACGACCAUAUCACGCAACUCCGGCGUCUUCUGGGCCCUCCUUCAGUGCAGCAUGUUCAUCGGCAAUCUGUUUGUGUACUACCAGUUCCAGGACAAGACACGCAUCGACAAGGAAACCCGGAAUCUGGUCAUAGGGGUGCUCACUGUGAUUGCCGUGCUGGGAAUCGUGUUUUUGGCUGCUUUGCGCUCUAUGCCCGACAACGCCGAGCAUGACAAUGAGUUGGAGCAGAAACACACGGGCUGGGACCAGGCCAUGUAUGCCCUGAAGUCGGCAGGACAACUCUUCUUUACCAAGAAGAUGCUGCUCCUUAGCUUGGCUUUCUUCUACACAGGGCUGGAGCUGUCCUUCUUUAGUGGUGUCUUUGGGUCCGCAAUUGGCUUUACCACGAAAAUAGCUGAAACGCCCAAAGAGAUUGUUGGCCUCGUGGGAAUUUGCAUUGGCGCAGGAGAAGUUUUCGGAGGAGGACUUUUUGGAAUACUGGGCAACAAGACAACACGCUUUGGACGCGAUCCCAUCGUAAUUGUUGGCUACAUUAUGCACAUGGCGGCCUUCUUCAUGACGUUCAUUAAUCUGCCGAACAGCGCACCAUUCAAAGAUACCACCGAUGUAUCGUACCUGGAAACGCCCAGCGCGAGCAUUGCCCUGGUCUGUGCUUUCCUUCUUGGCCUGGGCGAUGCCUGCUUUAACACUCAGAUCUACUCGAUGCUGGGGGGCGAAUAUGUGAACAAUGCCGUGGGCGCUUUUGCCCUAUUUAAGUUCACACAAUCUGUGGCGGCGGCCAUUAGCUUUUUCUACUCCUCACAUUUCGGGCUGUACGUCCAGUUGGCCAUACUUGUAGUCACUGGCACCAUAGGCACCAUUGCCUUUGUAUUCGUCGAGUGGGGCUUCAAGCGACAGCAUCGCGAGCAGGAGGCCCUGGACAAGUAAGGGGCCUAGAGGCCGGGCCUGUGUGUUAAACCUAGUAUUAGCUGAAGAAAUUCCGUUUAGGGCUAGCAAUCUUUGUCCAAUGUUUGUUAUAUUCAUUGUGAGCGCGUUGAAAUGCGUGCGACUGCGUCGUCUUCCUAGACAAUAACUGAUAAUUGAUUGUUGUUGUGCGCUAAUGUUGCUAUAUGUAUUUUAAUGUUAAAAUUCCAAAACGAAACGUAAUUAUAAAUCUAGUUGUCUAUAUGUUUUUAUAUGUGUGUAUUGUAUAUGUAUGUGCGUUUAUUUAUUUUAAGCAACGAUGUGCAAUUGUAAAUUAAUUAAACCACAGAUUUUGAGUAUUAGUCAGUUCUUCAAAGGCCGUGCAUGAGAAGCACAAGCGAAGAGAAAUAUAUAAAGAAUUUU